UGUUUUAAUUACGGGGAUAAAACGACGUGACACCUAACCCUCUCUCACAAAAUUCCACAUUGUUAAGAUCUUGUACAAGUGAGAGUGUAUAUUAAGACACCAACUCUUAGCUAGUUUUCAUUCUAAGCUAAGAUGAAGAAAAUGAAUGUUCUGUUGAAGAAAUGCAAGAGCCUCUCAAAGCUGGGGAGGUCCUCAUCUUACAGCAGCCUGAGGUCCAAAUCCAAUAGCUACAUCCAAGACUGGGAGGGACCCGCGAACGAAGAUGCUAAGGAGGCCGCGGUGGUCUUCGUGGGGAGCUCGAGGAGGCGGUACACGAUAAGCUUGAAGCAUCUGAAUCAUCCUUUGAUAAGCGCGCUGAUUGAUCGAUCGAAGAUUAAUGAGAAUCAUGGGGAUCAGAAGAUAUCGGUCAAGUGUGAAGUUGUGCUCUUUGAUCACUUGCUGUGGAUGCUGGAGAAUGCUGAUCUUGACGAGGUGGUGGCUGAUGGUGCGCUGGAGGAACUGACUCAACUCUAUGCUUGUUAAGGAGGUUGUGUUUAAUUAAGAUUUAGUUUAACAUUAUUAGUUUUUGAGAGAUGUGGAAGUUAUGAUGUAUCUCUUUUAAUUGACUUGGUGUAACUAUGUUUUGUGAGAGAGAGAGAGAUUGCCAAUGCUGUUAAGUUGAUGCAUUGAGGUCGGUGUUAUCAACGUGUUGUGUUUUUAUAUGAAAAGUAUGGAAUGUGUUUGCUUGCUUAAUAAAGA
Molecule: messenger RNA, 738 nt
Organism: Asparagus officinalis (garden asparagus)
Lineage: Eukaryota; Viridiplantae; Streptophyta; Magnoliopsida; Asparagales; Asparagaceae
Exons: 1
Coding region: 133-522 (129 amino acids)
Biological process (GO): response to auxin
Source: RefSeq, a predicted model, not a curated record